CGGAAUAUUUUUCAGCCUUAAAAAGGAAUGAAAUCCUGAUACAUGCUACAACAGGGAUGAACCGUAAAAACAACAUGGUAAGAGAAAUAAGCAAGACACACAAGGACAAAUACAUGAUUCCACUUAUGUGAGAUCAUGUGAGAAGGGGACCCUCUCCCUAUUCGGCUGGCAGGCCGCCAGUGCCUGACACCGCGCCUCCCCGCUGGGCACUGCCUCCUGCAGCCUGCGAAGGGGCCAGGCGGAGCGGGCGAGGGCAGGGCGCGGGCAGGGCGGGUGGGCGUCGCUGCGGCUGCCCACGACCCCCGCCAGGCCCGCCGCCCUAGCAGACCCACCUGCGCGGCGCGCCUGGAGGCGCGCGGAGCCCGGAGGGAGCGAGUCCUCGCGCUCGGGGGCGCGGCGGCGCGGCUGCUGGGCUCCGGGGGCGGUCGGACUCCGGGCAUGGCUUCGGCGGGUAGCGGCAUGGAGGAGGUGCGCGUGUCCGUGCUGACCCCGCUGAAGCUGGUCGGGCUGGUGUGCAUCUUCCUGGCGCUGUGUCUGGACCUGGGGGCCGUGCUGAGCCCCGCCUGGGUCACGGCCGACCACCAGUACUACCUGUCCCUCUGGGAGUCCUGCCGGAAGCCCGCCAGCUCGGACAUCCGGCACUGCGAGUCCACGCUCAGCAGCGCUCCUGGCCACAAUUCCUAAAAGUCUUGUAACUUUCUAAGUGAUAAGAACGCUGGAAGAAUCUUUCGUGAUAGUACUUGGAGUCCUGAAACAGCUCUGGAGUGGUAAAGGUGAGAAGAGCAUCUUUCGUUAUUCAUAACAACUUCCUUUCAAGCACACCUGAAAUUAUGACAGUGAUGUGACUUUUGGGAAGCCCCUAAUGAUAGAGGGCUGGUUGCCAGAGGGACCAGACACGUGGUUAGAGUGUUGGAGCUUUCAGCCCUUCCUCCUGCCCUUCUGAUGCAAGACAGGCUGGAGGUUGAGUUAAUCACUAAUGGCCAAUGAUGUAAUCAAUAUGCCUACGUAACGAGGCCUCCAUAAAAACCCUAAUCAAAGGGGUUCAGAAAGCUUCCAAAUUGGUCAACACCUGGGGGUGCUGGGAGGGGUGAAACACUUAAGUCAUGAAAACUGUGUCCCUUGCCCUGUGCCUCUCUUCCAUCUGGUUGAUCCUGAGUAGUAUCCUUUUAUAACAAAUUGGUAAUCCAGUAAGUGAAAUAUUUUCCUGAGUUCUAUAAGCCAUUCUAGAAAAUUAUUAUAGCUAUAGCCUAUUGAUCAGAAGCACAAAUGACAACCUAGACAUAAUCGGUACAUGAACUGGGGGACAGCCUUGUGGAAUUGACUCCUUAAUCUGUGGGAUCUGUGCUAACUCUGGGUAGUGUCCUAAUUGAAUUUUAGGACACUCAGUUGGUGUCUGGCAAGUUGGAGAAUUGGUUUGUGUGGGAUAAAAACCCACACAUUUUUUUUCCUUUUUAAAAAGUUUUGAUAUUGUUAAUGUACAAUUACUUGAACAACAUUAUGGUUACUAGACUCCCCCUAUUUUCAAGUCCACCUCACAUACCCCAUUACAGUCACUGUCCAUCAGCAUAGUAAGAUGCUAUAGAAUCAUUAAUUGUCUUCUCUGUAUAUACUGCUUUCCCGUGUGCCACCCCUGCUACAUUAUGUGUGCUAUUCGUAAUGCCCCCUUUUCCCCCUUCUCCCUCCCUUCCCACCCAUCCUCCCCAGUCCCUUUCCCUUUGGUAACUGUUAGUCCAUUCUUGGGUUCUGUGACUCAGCUGCCGUUUUGUUCCUUCAGUGUUUACUUUGUUCUUAUAUUCCACAUAUAAGUGAAAUCAUUUGAUACUUGUCUUUCUCCAUCUGGCUUAUUUCACUGAGCAUAAUACCCUCUAGCUCCAUCCAUGUUGCAAAUGGUAGGGCUUGUUUUCUUCUUAUGGCUGAGUAAUAUUCCAUUGUGUAUAUGUACCACAUCUUCUUUAUCCAUUCACCUACUGAUGGACACUUAGGUUGCUUCCAUUUCUUGGCUAUUGUAAAUAGUCCUGUGGCAAACAUAGGGGUGCAUAUGCCUUUUUGAAACUGGGCUUCUGCAUUCUUAGGGUAAAUUCCUAGGAGUGGGAUUCCUGGGUCAAAUGGUAUUUCUAUUUUGAGUUUUUUGAGGCACCUCCACACUGCUUUUCACAGUGGUUGAACUAGUUUACAUUCCCACCAGCAGUGUAGGAGGGUUCCCCUUUCUCCACAUCCUUGCCAACAUUUGUUGUUGAAAAACCCACACAUUUGUUGUCAGAAGUAUUCCCUUUAGUAAUGAUCAACUUUACACCAAUAAAUUCAACAGCAUAGUUGAAAUUAAACUGCAUGCUAAUCCAAUGUAUGGACAUAGAUAGAAAAAUCCUACAUAAAAAUACAACCGCAACAAUCCACAGUGACCAUGUUGUGUACAUGUCGGUAUCAAGGUUCACUCAAAGAGACAUAGAUACCCUGAAUAGCCCUGCAUCUACUAAAUAAAUUAAUUUUUUAGAUAAAUUCCCACAAAGAAAAUUCCAGGUACAGCUGGUUUUACUGGUGAAUUCUCCUAAAUAUUCAAGUGAGAAAUAAGCACAUUAUAAAACUCCUCUAGAAAAUUGAAGAGGGAGAAGUAUUUCCCAACAUAUCCUGUGAGGCCAGCAUUACCCUGAUACUAAAACCAGUCCAAAAAUUAUAGGGAAACUACAGAUACAGACCCGUAUCCUUUAUGAAAAUAGGGGCAAAUAUUCUUAACAAUGUGUUAGAAAACUGAAUCAAGUAACAUACAAACGAAUAGCAUAUCACAACCAAGUGGGGUUCAUACCAGGAAUGCAAGGUUAGUUCAGCAUUAGAACAUCAAUGUAAUUCAUCAUAUUAGCAGACUCAAAAUGAAAAAUCAUAUAAGUAUCUACAAUAGAUUCAUUAAAAGCAUUUGAGAAAUUCAGCAUCCAUUCCCGUUUAAAAAUACAAAAUCAGCAAAGUAGGAAUAGGAAGGAAACUUUCUCAACCUGAUAUAGGGCUUCUAUGAAAAACCAACACCUAGCAUCAUAGCUAGUGGUAGAGGAUUGAAUGAUUUCCACGCUAAGAUCAGCAAGAAGACAAGGAUGUCCUCUUUCAUCACUCUUAAUCAACAUUGAGCUGCAGGUCCUAGCUUGUGAAAUAUGGCAAGAAAAGGAUGUAAAUGACAUACAAAUUGGAAAUAAAAUUAAACUAUUUCUACUUGCAGAUAACAUAAUUGUCCACAUAGAAAAACUUGAAGUGUGUAUAAGGAAGCUACUGAAACUAAUAAAUGAGUUUUGUAAGAUCUUAGGAUGUAAGGCCAAUAUACAAAAAUCCAUCUUAUUUCUAUAUACUAGCAAUGAAACAUUGAAAAAGGAAAAAAAAAUACCAUUUAAAAUAGUACCCAAAGGGCCUACACUGAAAACUUAGGUAUAAAUCUCAUACAAUUAUGUUAAGAUCUGUGCACUGACAACUACAAAAUGCUGAUGAAAGAAAUCAAAGACUAUCAGAACAAAAGGAGAGAUACUGUGUUCAUGGAUUAGAAUAGUCAAUAUUAUUAUAUCAGUAUCACAGAGAAGGGACAUAGUGGAUCUCUGGCAACUUGCUGCACUGAUGGACAGUGACUGCAUUGGGGUAUCAGUGGGGACUUGAUAAUAUGG
This is a messenger RNA of Manis pentadactyla (Chinese pangolin), 3635 nucleotides long. RefSeq names its product transmembrane protein 47-like. The record is from RefSeq and is a predicted model, not a curated record. Gene Ontology annotation, cellular component: cell-cell junction. The coding region runs from base 439 to 684 and encodes 81 amino acids. The transcript has 2 exons. Gene Ontology annotation, biological process: cell-cell adhesion. NCBI's taxonomy places the organism in Eukaryota, Metazoa, Chordata, Mammalia, Pholidota, Manidae.